Molecule: messenger RNA, 2865 nt
Organism: Aspergillus sclerotioniger CBS 115572
Lineage: Eukaryota; Fungi; Ascomycota; Eurotiomycetes; Eurotiales; Aspergillaceae
Gene: exg2
Product: putative exo-beta-1,3-glucanase
Exons: 3
Coding region: 303-2696 (797 amino acids)
Biological process (GO): glucan catabolic process
Cellular component (GO): cell surface; extracellular region
Molecular function (GO): beta-glucosidase activity
Source: RefSeq, a predicted model, not a curated record
CCCCUUCCCCGGUUCCUGGCGAUCCCGCCGUGGUGCUCCCAACACUUUCUGGCUACUCCUAUUGACUCCUCCAUCUGACCUCCUCCCCCUCAUUCCAAUUGGUACCACCCGUCCCAUCUGCCAUCUCCCAACCAUCGGGGUCUCAGUCAGCGUGGGACGGAGCAGUCUAGACUGAUCGGCGGGGCAACAUUCCAGACCUCGCGCCGGCACAUCCGAGCCUAUCGAUCCGAUUAAUCUACUCCUUUCCUCACCCACAUUCUUUAUCACCUCCUUCCCAUUCGUUCCUUUGACCUUCCGGUUGCAUGCCGAGCCACUCCCGCAGUCGGGACCGCCUGGGUCACGACCACGAGCGGGAUCCCGAUCCCGUCUACUCUCCCUCGAUCUACCAGAGAGAUGACUUUGACAACGCCUCGGUUGACGACGACCACGCCCAGCCACGAACUUAUGAUUACGAGCCCCACGAACAUCACGAUGUCCACGAUUACGAUAAUUUUGAAGAGCCCUGGGUUCCGUUACGCGCACAGGUCGAGGGCGAUCAAUGGAGGGACGGGUUCGAGACCGCCAUUCCCAAAGAAGAGGAUGUCACACAGGCUAAGGAGUACCAAAUGAGCGGGGCUUUUGGCGAUGAUGCUCUGCUACGUGACGCUAUAGGUACGGGGGGUCGGAAGCCGAAAGAUCGACCGGAUCGUGAGACGCGCAGACAACGGAGGAAGGAGAGACUGGCGGCGUUCUUUAGACAUAAAAGUGGGAAUGGUGGGUCGGAGCUGGUUAGUGGAGAUGCUCUGGCUAAAUUGCUUGGAUCGCAGGAUGGGGAUGAUGAUUGUUUGAGUCAUUUGGGUGCGGAUAAUGCGGCUCCGGUGGAGGAAAGUAGGCAGCGGAAGCUCCCUGUCUUGAGUGAGGAGCCGUUUAUGCUCCGCCCGUUUCCUGCGGUGGCGCCUAGGGGGCAGGGGCAGGGGCAGGUUCGGGUUGUCUCGGGUGCGCAGUUGGAAGAGGGGGGUCCGGAUAUGGAGAUGCGACACCGUGGUGGUGGGGGACUGGCGACGGAGGCUAUGCUUCCGAAAGAGGGCUUGGAUGGCAGUGUGAAGAGCUCCGCUGGACGACCGUCGUUUUGGAAGCGGUGGGAGAAGACUUUCAUCUUCUUCGGCGUUUUAUUGCUGCUGGCGGCUAUUGCUAUUCCUGUUGGGAUUAUUGAGUCGCGGAGGCUUCAUGACAAGGGGAAGGGUGGAGGUUCUGGAAGCUCUGAUCUAGGAAUCAGUCGUGACAGCAUUCCGGCCUACGCCAGGGGUACAUAUCUUGAUCCGUUUACGUGGUACGACACUACCGGUUUUAACCUGACGUUUACGAACGCGACAGUCGGCGGUCUAUAUAUCAUGGGCCUGAACUCAACGUGGAACGACUCGGCCCAAGCGAACGAGAACGUGCCGCCCCUGGAUAAAAAGUUUCCGUACGGUUCUCAGCCUAUUCGCGGUGUCAAUCUUGGAGGCUGGCUGUCCAUUGAGCCCUGGAUUACUCCCUCGCUCUUCAAUCCUUAUUCUUUGGACGAAGGAAUCAUCGAUGAAUGGACGUUAUCCGAGAAACUCGGUGAUACAGCUGCGUCAGUGAUCGAAAAGCACUAUGCCACCUUUAUCACCGAGCAAGAUUUUGCUGAUAUAAGAGACGCGGGCCUCGAUCACGUCCGGAUCCAAUUCUCGUACUGGGCUCUUGGGACAUACGACGGGGAUCCGUACGUUCCCAAAAUCGCCUGGCGAUACCUUCUGCGAGCCAUUGAGUACUGCCGAAAAUAUGGACUCCGCGUCAAUCUUGACCCGCACGGCAUUCCCGGUAGCCAGAACGGCUGGAACCACAGUGGUCGACAGGGCUUGAUUCGCUGGCUGAAUGGAACCGAAGGGGAGAUGAACCGGCAACGAUCUCUGGACAUGCACAACCAGCUCUCGCAAUUCUUCGCGCAAGACCGAUACAAGAAUGUCGUCACGAUCUACGGCCUGGUGAACGAACCCCUCAUGCUUUCCCUUUCCGUGGAAGCCGUCCUCAACUGGACGAUCCAAGCGACCGAACUGGUCCAGAAGAACGGUGUCAAGGCCUGGGUCACCGUGCACGACGGCUUCCUCAACCUGAGCAAAUGGGACAAGAUGCUCAAAACUCGCCCGGAUAACAUGAUGCUCGACACCCACCAGUAUACUGUUUUCAAUACGGGCGAAAUAGUCCUUAACCAUACGAGAAAGGUUGAGCUGAUUUGUGAGAGCUGGUACCCCAUGAUCCAGGCAAUCAACGUUACCAGUACGGGUUGGGGCCCAACCAUUUGCGGCGAAUGGUCCCAAGCCGAUACCGACUGCGGCCAAUACCUCAAUGACGUGGGCCGCGGCACUCGCUGGGAGGGUACCUUUUCCCUGACCGAUUCAACCGAAUACUGUCCUACCGCAAGCGCCGGCACCUGCAGCUGCACGCAAGCGAACGCCGUUCCGGGCGUCUACUCGAAGGGAUACAAAACGUUCCUGCAAACCUACGCCGAAGCUCAAAUGUCCGCAUUUGAGUCCGCCAUGGGCUGGUUCUACUGGACGUGGGCGACGGAAUCAGCAGCGCAGUGGAGCUACCGGACGGCAUGGAACAAUGGGUACAUGCCGAAGAAGGCGUAUAGCCCGGAGUUCAAGUGCGGGGACGCGAUUCCGAGUUUCGAAAAUUUACCGGAGUAUUAUUGAGCGUUUUAUCCGCAGGAUCAUAUGGUUGUUUUGGCGUCCGGCAAGCAUUUAAGGGUCAUAGCGAGCGUAUCGCGCCAUGCUUUGGAGCAUCACAUGAGUGCCUCAUAGAGCGAUUGUUGGAUUAAAGUACUAGAAUUCUAAACCAAAUACGAUUAGAAUUUCACUUGGC